Molecule: messenger RNA, 1218 nt
Organism: Periophthalmus magnuspinnatus
Lineage: Eukaryota; Metazoa; Chordata; Actinopteri; Gobiiformes; Gobiidae
Gene: syt1b
Product: synaptotagmin Ib
Exons: 8
Coding region: 1-1218 (405 amino acids)
Biological process (GO): calcium ion-regulated exocytosis of neurotransmitter; synaptic vesicle endocytosis; cellular response to calcium ion
Cellular component (GO): axon; dense core granule; synaptic vesicle membrane
Molecular function (GO): calcium-dependent phospholipid binding; syntaxin binding; clathrin binding
Source: RefSeq, a predicted model, not a curated record
AUGACUGGAAAGCUACAAACCACCAUCCCUCCUGCUUCCCUCACCCUCUCAUUCAACACGACCAAUCACACGCAUUCUGGAGGGCACAACAUCAAAAAGUUCAUGAAUGAAUUACGCCAAGCACACUUACCAUCCAUGGAGGUUGGUGCUGUGUGCUUUGUGACUUUGUGCACUGUCCUGGCCUGCAGUCUGUGUGUGUGGAAAAAGUGCAUCAAAAAGAAAAACAAAGACAAAGACAAAGACAAGAAGACAGGCAAAGAGAAGGGCAACAGUGGCUGUGACACGGAAAUGAUGUCCAGUUUUAAAGAGAAAACAAAAGACGACUGCAGUAAGGAAGCCGAGCUGUCUGAUGAGGAGCCUAAAGAGGAGGAGAAGCUGGGUCGCCUGCAGUUUUCCCUCGACUACAACUUCACAGACAACACUCUGGUGGUAGGCAUCAUACAAGCAGCAGAGCUCCCUGCUAUGGAUGUGGGAGGCAGUUCUGAUCCCUAUGUCAAAGUCUACCUCCUGCCAAACAAGAAGAAAAAGUUUGAAACCAAAGUUCAUCGCAAAACUCUAGAGCCCACUUUCAAUGAGACAUUCACAUUCAAGGUCCCUUACAGUGAGCUGGGAGGAAAGACCCUGGUGAUGACCGUAUAUGAUUUUGACCGCUUCUCCAAACAUGACGCCAUCGGAGAUAUCAAGAUCCCCAUGAGCAGCAUCGACUUCAGCCAGUCCCUACAGGAGUGGAGAGACCUGCAGAAGGCAGAGAAGGAGGAGAGUGAGCGGCUAGGGGACAUCUGCUUGUCCUUGAGAUAUGUUCCCACUGCGGGGAAGCUGACCGUGGUGAUUCUGGAAGCCAAAAACCUCAAGAAAAUGGACGUGGGUGGAUUAUCAGACCCCUAUGUGAAGCUCCACUUAAUGCAAAAUGGGAAGAGACUCAAGAAAAAGAAAACGACAAUAAAGAAGAACACUUUGAAUCCGUACUACAACGAGUCUUUCAGUUUUGAGGUGGCAGGUGAUCUCAUAGAGAAAGUGCAGGUCGCCAUAACUGUGCUGGACUAUGACAAGAUUGGGAAAAACGAUGCCAUUGGGAAAAUAUUGCUUGGAGGUACCAGCACAGGAACAGAACAGCGUCACUGGUUGGAUAUGCUGGCCAAUCCGCGGCGGCCUAUUGCCCAGUGGCAUAGUCUGAAACCUGAGGAGGACAUAAACGCGCUAAUUUCUAACAAGAAAUAA